This is a messenger RNA of Paramuricea clavata, 1252 nucleotides long. The record is from the annotation of a GenBank genome assembly. Lineage: Eukaryota; Metazoa; Cnidaria; Anthozoa; Malacalcyonacea; Plexauridae.
AUGGCGGCUCUAUUGUUUGUAACUUUGGAAGAAGUUUUGGAUAACUUUUAUGAGGAUACCUAUAUGCUUCUGAACAAUGAUGACAGAGAUAUCGAUAUUUUUGCUGCCGUGUCUGCUUUCAUGAGGAGGAAUCUUGAAAGAAAUCAAGAUUUUUAUGAAGCAAUCAUACCAUUGUAUUCGCUGGAUGAAUUUAGAUGUCAUUUUCGCAUGUCAAGAGGAACGGUUGAGCUUUUAUGCAGAGAAAUAGCAGGCACUAGACUAAUUCCUCCAGGAAACCGCUUUGGAAGAGCAGCUAUUCCCUUAGAAAAGCAAGUUUUGACAUUUAUUUGGUUCAUAUCUAACAAAGAAGUCAUGCGAUCCGUGUCAGACAGAUUCAAUGUGACACUUAGCAGUUUAGAAAGGAUUUUAUUCCGAGUGUCACGAGCAUGUGUUGACCUGAAACAGCAGUAUAUCAAAUGGCCAAGUGGUAAGUUAUUUGAGGGGAAAAUUUUUAGUUUUAAUAUGGUUUUAAUGUGUAUUGUGUAAAGUGAUUUCAGAGUGUUAUUUUUCAAUAAUUCUGAUAUAAUUAUGUACUAUGUAUGGUUGUACAAUACAAUGCUAGUGUUUUAACAUUUUCGUAAUUAAACAGGAAAUGAGAUGCAUACAAUAAUGAACAAUUUCACUAAUCGAGGAUUCCCAAGAAUAAUUGGUGUUAUAGAUGGAACCCACAUAAGGAUUAGAGCACCAACCAAGGAUCCUGUUGCAUAUAUCAACAGAAAGAAAUUUCAUUCACUCAAUACCCAGGUAAGCUAGUGCAAGACUAAAUUUUUUUUGGUCAUGUUUAAUCCAUUAAGCUGCAGAGCUUCCACAUUGACGAGUAAAACCAUCUGGUGUUAGACAAGUAAAAAAAAUAAGUAGGGCGCACUGGGGCACAUUGUGGCUCAAUGGGUUAACAAAAAUUUACCAAUUUUCAAGUUCUGUAUUCUAUUAUUCUAAUAAAUUAUUUUGUUUCCUCCAAGUAUUUGUUGUCUCCUCAAUAAUGCAACACUUCAUAUAAAUCCUGUUGCCUUAAAAGUGUUUUGAAUAUAAUUAUUAUUAAUUUUAAGGUUGUUUGUGAUGACAAUAUGAUUUUUCGUGAUGUUCUUGUGGGAUGGCCAGGUUCAGUGCACGACUCAAGAAUACUAAGAAAUUCUCAUUAUUUGCAACAGCUGCUACCAAGUUCCCAGGUGAUACACAUCUUAUUGGUGAUGGUGGAUACCCAUUGAAAUGGUAA